Molecule: messenger RNA, 655 nt
Organism: Musa acuminata subsp. malaccensis (wild Malaysian banana)
Lineage: Eukaryota; Viridiplantae; Streptophyta; Magnoliopsida; Zingiberales; Musaceae
Product: ethylene-responsive transcription factor LEP-like
Biological process (GO): regulation of DNA-templated transcription
Molecular function (GO): DNA binding; DNA-binding transcription factor activity
Source: RefSeq, a predicted model, not a curated record
UCCAGUUUCGUCUUCCAGAGUCUCCGAGUGAAUGUUGCAAGUGUUAUUACGGAGGAAUGAAAUAAUGGCAGAUCGCCCCUUGGUUAUCGAACACCGCCACCGGCGGCGGCGCUCUCGAGCAUCGAGUGAGUACCUUGGAGUUCGCCGUAGGCCGUGGGGCCGCUAUGCUGCUGAGAUCCGGAAUCCAUACACGAAGGAGAGGCACUGGCUCGGCACCUUCGACACCGCAGAGGAGGCUGCAGUCGCCUACGACCUCUCCUCCAUUUCCUUCAGUGGACUGGCUGGUGCUCGAACCAACUUUUACUAUCCUUUUCUAGCUCCUCCUAACAUGCCGUCUCCACCGCCCCCGCCGCCGCCGCCGCCGCCUCCUCCUCCUCCUCCUUCACCUACGUCCGAGCAAAGGGAUGAUCUCCAUCUCGAGUUCGAUUCCGUUCAGGAUGACGAGUCGAUGACCAUCGCAGCCAUCCUGCAGAGUUUUCGCCACUCCUCAUCUCUUUCUUCAUCUUCCUUUCUGUGGUAAGCAGAGGUAUCGGAUGCUUGCAGUGCUUCAGCUUCUUUUCUCCACUAUGAUUUCUUGUUGGUCUUGAUGCUAAAUAUCAUCAAUUUCGAAAAGUUAUAGAAACUGCUAUAGUAUUAGAACUCGAUUUCGUUGCCA